Molecule: messenger RNA, 567 nt
Organism: Rhagoletis pomonella (apple maggot)
Lineage: Eukaryota; Metazoa; Arthropoda; Insecta; Diptera; Tephritidae
Product: jerky protein homolog-like
Cellular component (GO): nucleus
Molecular function (GO): DNA binding
Source: RefSeq, a predicted model, not a curated record
AUGGAAGAGCUUGGUUUAAGUCGUGAACAACUUUGCAACGCCGACGAAUCCGGUUUAUUUUGGAAACUUUUGCCACAAAAGACGUAUGUCUCAUCAUUAGAAAAAAUGGCCCCAGGUGCAAAGAUGGAAAAGCAAAGGGUAGCGUUCUUGUGCUGUUCAAAUGCGACAGGAUCUCAUCAACUCAAGCUUCUUGUGGUGGGACACUCUAGAAAACCCCGUUGUUUUAAAGGUUUUGACUGCUCUGUUCAUUAUCGACAUUCUAAGUCCGCUUGGAUGACUGGUGCUAUCUUCAAAGAUUGGUUCCAUCGCUCAUUCAUACCUGAGGUUACAAAAUUUUUGACACAAAAAGGACUUCCAGUUGAAGCUAUCGUUUUAAUUGAUAACGCUCCAUCGUAUCCACCUGAGAAUGAACUUAAAAGUAAAGACGGCUCUAUUUUAACAAUGUUUAUGCCACCAAAUGAGAACCCCCCUAAUAACCCAUGGAUCAAAACGCAAUUAGGAUUACGAAACUUUAUUACAGAAACAGUCUUUUGGCUUCCGUUGCUGCAAAGGGGUGUGAUUUGCUAG